Molecule: messenger RNA, 1047 nt
Organism: Penicillium alfredii
Lineage: Eukaryota; Fungi; Ascomycota; Eurotiomycetes; Eurotiales; Aspergillaceae
Product: zinc-binding alcohol dehydrogenase family protein
Exons: 5
Coding region: 1-1047 (348 amino acids)
Molecular function (GO): oxidoreductase activity, acting on NAD(P)H
Source: RefSeq, a predicted model, not a curated record
AUGGGAGCACCGCCAAACACAGCCCUGGUCGUUCGGGCGCCAGAAGGCCAAUCGCCAACGCUGGUCAAGGAAGAACUUCCCCUGCCUUCCCCAGGACAGGGACAAGUGCAGGUGAAGGUGUCCCAUGUGGCUCAGAACCCUACGGAUGUCCAAAGCUUUGAUGCAAACGCCUUUGGCGACGGGGUAGUCCUCGGCUGUGAUUUCGUCGGAGAGGUCACCGAGCUGGGCAGUGGGGUCACUCGCCUAGCCAAAGGUGAUGUGGUGGCUGGUUUGAUCUGGGGAGGCGAAGUGGCAGGACUGGGAGGAUACAGCCAAUACAGCAUCGCAGAUCAAAAUGUCUCUUUCAAGGUCCCAGCGAGCAUUUCGCGGGAGCAAGCAAGCACAGUCCCCCUGGCUGCAGCCACAGCAUGGCUCGCCCUGUUCUCCAAGGACUGCCUGAGCCUCGAUCGCUCCAAAGCUUCUGGUACCAGUGUACUGGUGUGGGGUGGCAGUUCUAGCGUUGGACUCUAUACCAUCCAGCUCGCGUCGAUCUGCGGCUUUGAGGUAAUUACUACCUGCAGCCCUCGCAACGCAGACCUCGUCAAAUCUUGCGGUGCCAACCAUGUCUUCGACUAUAGCGAUGAGACGGUGAUUGCAAAGAUCAACGCAGUUGCUCCUAAUCUCCAAUAUGUCUUCGACACUAUCGGCAAUACCACCUCCUCUUCGUUCGCCUCCACGGCUUUUGCCGAUCGCAUGGGGAAUCUAUGCACCGUGAGGCCCGGUAAGGCCAACACGGAGCAAGUGACUGGAAAUACCAAUGUCACGGAUGUGCUAGUGUGGACAGCGUUCCUGAAGGAUCACCACUACGGUCCCUUCCAUUGGCCGGCCUCUCCCGAAGAUCAUGCUCUGGCGAGUGAAUUGUUCGAGAAAUUGCCCCGGUGGCUGGAUCAGGGCACGCUCAAGCCCAACCACCCCAAGGUCUUGUCGGGGUUGGACUCGGUGGCCCAAGGAUUCCAAGAAUAUCGGGGCGGCAACGUGUCUGCCUACAAGAUCGUAUAUGCGGUGUGA